This is a messenger RNA of Drosophila elegans, 6640 nucleotides long. RefSeq names its product protein CREBRF homolog (gene REPTOR). Lineage: Eukaryota; Metazoa; Arthropoda; Insecta; Diptera; Drosophilidae. The record is from RefSeq and is a predicted model, not a curated record. The transcript is spliced from 5 exons. Gene Ontology annotation, biological process: regulation of transcription by RNA polymerase II; response to unfolded protein. Gene Ontology annotation, molecular function: RNA polymerase II transcription regulatory region sequence-specific DNA binding; DNA-binding transcription factor activity, RNA polymerase II-specific. Bases 1306 to 3801 code for a protein of 831 amino acids. Gene Ontology annotation, cellular component: nucleus.
AUCAAUCGGUCAAGAACGAUUGACGAGCGCAGUCAAAAAAAAUAAGCCAACUAAAAGCUAAAGACUUUAGAACAGCAAACCAGUGUAUUGGCUAGCACACACACAACCAAAGUGUGAUAAUCAAAAUAAAAAGAAGAACUAAAACAAUUAAAGUGUACGCGUACCGUGAAAAUUAAAAUAAUUGGAAAAACCCAGAAAUUAAAACCCCAAAAUCAUAUAAAUAGUUAAAGUUUUGUUUGUCAUAAUUUUAUUGGCAACCUAUAGAAACAAGUUUCUGAAAUAGCCGCAUUUAACGAACUAGUUUCCGAGGCGACGAAAAAACUAUACCAAUUUGCAUAAAUAAAUAAACCAGCAAACAUAAACGCUGCCAAUCUUGACGAAUGCGUUGGAAUUUUUCUACCGAAUAAUACAUAUAGCGCUGUAUGCGUACAUAUGUAUAUAAAUUCUUAUUAGAACCCCACACUCAACAAAAAAAACGAGAGGGAGAGAGCCGAAAGCCCCAAAGCUUAGGCUCCGCUCUCUGGGGCGCUCGCCUCCAUCGAUCAUUUGUUCGCUUGGCGCUCAGCUGCUCGGUUGAAAAUCGGAAAUAAACCGCAAAAUUGACAACAAAACGCGAAUCAAAGGCACCAAAAAGCAAACAAAGCUAAUCUCAAUUUGUUGUAAAUUUUUGCCAUUAAUUUAGAAACGAGUUUCAUAAAAAUUAUUGAGUGCCAACCCGCAGUAAAUGUGCGGAAUAAUAAAAAUAAUAAAUUAAAAACGACUUUUGCGGCCGCUGAUAAGAUUUGCCCCUUAUCAAAAUUCAUAUAAACUAAGUGUUUAGUUUGGUAUAUUGUGCUUUGGAUGAUAUACUAAAAAUGUGCUUCAUUAUAAAUAAAUUUUCGUUUUAAUCGCCACAUGUGUGACCUAGUUAAAAAACAACUCACACUUACGCAUGAAAUAACAAUGAAAUUUACAUAUAAACGUGGACCUCCUCACCACGCAUAAUAAUUAAUAACGAAAAGCGAAAACGAGGAUGAGGAAAAAUUAAAUAAAAACAAAAUUUUAAUUAAUUUGUAAACACCGUGAGAGGGGAAUGUUUAAAUUGUGUGCAUUUAAUUGAAAAUCUUCGCGGAAGUAAUAUAAAAACGCUUAUACAACAAAUCAGUACAGCAUCAUUUUCUGCCUUGUUUAUACUCAACGAGGUGUAAAAAGGAAAGAAGCAGAUAAGAUACCACAAGUAAACAUCGGGCCUGGGCGCCCAACUGAAGAAGGAGAGGGAGAAGUAGCUACAAUCCUAGAGCAGAGUGGGAUCCCCCACGAAAUACAAUGACAGAGAAUCAGCUGUAUCCCAUGUCAUCGGAAUUCUUUGACACCGGCUCCAAUAGCAGCAGCAACACACUCAAAUACGAUCUGUAUUCGCUGGGUUCCACUGUUGUGGGUGCGGCCCUGCCCACGUUGACCAUUAACACGGGCUAUGGCAGCAGCAGCAUCAAUAGCAACAAUAAUAACAACAGCAACAACAACAACAGCAGCAGCAGCGGGAGCAACUGCUCCACCAGUACCACAAAUACCUGUAAUGUAAUGCUAAGUACAACGGCCAUAACAAUACCACGCAGCAGCAAUCACAACCAGAGCCAUCAUCAUCCGUAUCAGCAGUCGGAUUUGCAGACACCACGACAUCAUCCCAGUCCCCUACACACACUACCCAGCAUGACCCACCAGCAGCAUCAUCUUCAGCAGCAGCAGCAGCAGCAACAGCAACACCAACAUAGCCAACAGCAGCAGCAGCAGCAACAGGAGCAGCUGCAGCACUCGCAUUUGGCGUUGGGGGAGCUAUCGGACUUUGGUCUAGAUGCCCUCGAUGCCGCUUCUCUUUCACCCACCUUGCUGCAGGAUGUAAGCCUAAGUGCAGCUUCUCCACUGAACUCCACUCUCUACAAUGGCAACACCAGUGGAGCAGGUAGCAGCAAUGGAAUCGGAUCAGGCGGUGGUGGCUACUUUGCACCCGAUAUGUCGCACACCCUCAGCCUGAACGUGGUCAGCGAACAGGUUCUGCUCCAGGAAGCCGUUGCCCAAAAUGAGUUGCUCUACGAGAUGACACCCAACUCGAAUGCCAUGUGGAGUGAUAUAAGCAGUGCCAUUAUACACACCAAACACGAGCCAUUCAGCCUGGACGAUGACUAUAUAUUUCCCAACGACAAGGCCGAGAUCCAGGCGGCCGAUUUAUCCGAUCUAAAUGGUGGCGAUUUUCUGGAUGUCAUUGGGAACAUUGAGGAUUUCUUGCCGCAGACAACAGUCUCUCAAAGUGUCAAUUUCCUGCUGUCGCCGCAGACCCACGGACAGGAUGCCCUGGUGGCACCGCCCAUGGAACUUCUACAGCAGCAACAGCAGCAGCAGCAGCAGAAUCAACCAAACCACCAACAGCUGCAGGUGGGCAGCCUGCCGCAGUUGCAAACGCUGCUUACGCUUACACAGCAACAGCAACAGUCGAACAGUUCCUCCACUAGUCCGUAUGAGAUCUAUCAUAGCACACCCCAAAAGCCACAGCAGCAGCAGCAGCUCUCCGCCAGUUUUUCUCCGGGCAGCCAGGCCUCCCAAUCGCCAUUGACCCCACCGCCACCGCCGCACGCUAAUCGUCCGCAAUACCAGAUGGUAAAGUCGCGCAACAUGCAGGAACUGAUUAAGAAGGGCCUUCCCAUGUCCUCGCCACCGGAGCGCUCGAUCCUCAGUCAAUCUGCAGCAUUGAGUCCGGGUGGUAGCAGUGGUUUUGGCAGCUCGGCAUCCGGAAAUAGUACAAAUACCAGUAAUCAGGCAGCGGGAUCGAGUGUGCGCAAAUCCUUUGGCUACCAAAGCGCCGCUGAGAGCUCACAGCUGAGUCGCCUCAGCUCAUCGGCUCCCACGCACCUGGGCUUGGAGCACAUUUGGAUGCGACGUGAGCCGCGGCAGCAUUUACUAUCCACUGGCUCGCUGGCCGAGGCCGAGAGCUUCUCCUCGUUGAGCACGGGCAGUGUGUUGUCGCCGGAUGGCAUCGACUUCUCGCAGGACGAUGAGGAUGACAAUUCGAGCGAGAACAGCGAUAACUAUGAUGACUUUAGCAGCGAUAACGGACUAUCUGGGGAUGAGGACGAGACACGCACUUCGACGCCGAAUCACUUGUCCAGUAGCAAGGGCAAGGAGCGCUUCUUCUGGCAGUACAAUGUCCAGGCCAAGGGACCUAAGGGCAAGAGGCUCGUUUUUCAAUCGAAGCUCGAGGAUCCGCAUGUGUUGAACGAGGUGACAGACCCCGUCUUCAGUCCCACUUGCUCUGUGCGUGGCAUCAAGGUCUACAAGCACAGCGGUAAGGCCCGCAAGGGAGAUGGCAACGAUUUGACCCCCAAUGCUAGGAAACUGCACAACAUUGGCAAGGAACUGGACAAGCUGAGCCGCACCAUCAACGACAUGACCCCAGUGUCCGAGCUGCCCUUCAAUGUGCGCCCAAAGUCGCGCAAGGAGAAGAACAAGCUAGCCUCACGGGCCUGUCGCCUCAAGAAGAAGGCCCAGCACGAGGCCAACAAAAUAAAGCUUUUUGGCCUUGAAAUUGAACACAAGCGCCUCAUGAAUGGCAUUGCCGAGCUUAAGCAGGCCUUGGUCGUCAAGAAUCGCACCAAGAAUCAGGGCGAAUCCACCGAGGAGCUGGAUCAACAAAUUGCACGCAUUUACGCCACCGCCUCAUCUGGAAUUCGCAUUGCGGGUGGUUCAACGGAUUUCGUUAAUAAGGUGCUGGAGAAUAUGCGCGGUGGCAUGCCGAACGGAGGCCUCGAGGAGCUGCGCAAAUCGUCGUAGACCAAAAACAUAAUAUGUCAAGCUAACGAACCGCCCAUCAAGAUUAGUUUUAACGAGUUUAGUCACUUAAAUGUCCUAACAACAGUACCAACCAUACCCUCACUACCAACCACUAAAAAUACAUUCUGUGACAGAAUGGCAAUUGAAUACGAAAUGGAUCAAGUCGGUGGAAGACAAGAAACAUAUACUUUCAAAUUUCAGAUCCGACGACGAUAAAUCGGAAUCGCUCGUGAAUUAUCCUGGCUGAGCCUCCAUCCUUCCUCAAAACAAAACUUUUUGUUCAAUUGUUCUGCUUGAGUGAUAUAAUAUUGAUAACCGAGAUAUAACUGUGAUUUAAAGAGCCUGGGCUUUGUAUGUUUUGUAUGGCUGGAAAAAGAAGAUUAUAUUUUUUACUUUUUUGCGACCACACCGAAACCAGAAAACCAGAGCUAAGCAAACGUAAACAAACGUAAACAAAAGAAAAACAAAAUUCAUUUUGAAAAUGCAACAUUAACAAAUAGAAAGAAACAAAAACAAAAAACCGAAAAGAAAGAGGCAACCACAAAACUAACUGAGAAGAAAAGUGUAAACUACAAAAAUUUUGUUUAGUUAUUAAGAUUGUUAAGAAACGGAGUGUUGGAUGAGCAAAUGAAUUUGGAUGACUUCGCUACAAGUUUUACCUGUUAAACGAAUAAGGGCUUAAAUUCAUUUGAUCCGAUUGGAAAAGAAGUAAUAUGGAAUGCUAAAAACUAUUUAAAAUUAAGUUAUAUACAACUGCGAUUUAUCUGUUUAAGUUUUUAAUGCUAUAUUAACGCUGCAUAAUUUGGUUCAAUGUUUUAGUCUUAGGUUUUUACAUUUAACUCAAUCUGGAGAGAGAGCUUUUAUAUAGAACAUAUUUACCUACAUAUUAGAUCUAUCGGUAAUACUAAUUGUUUUGGCCCUCAUUCAAUAUAUAUAUUACGGUCUUAGGUUGUCGUUUUUAAGUUUUCCAUUUUGUUAAAGCAAGUUUGAUUGUUUCCGAAAAUGAAUGUUUUGCGAAACUUGAUUAAUUUACUUAUAUGCUAUAACUAUCUUUAUAUAUACAUACAUGCGUGGUGAUAUAAUUUUAAUUUCUCUUUUUAUGCUUUUAUUUCUGGAUGUUAUUUUUAGAUUUGAUUCAUGCUUGAACUCUAUAACUGAGAAUGAAAUAAUUUUAAGUUUUUCUAUUAUCCCUACGAUUUGCUUAUAUGAAAUACCUUCAAUAUAAAACAUAAUUUAUUAAUUUUUAGGCACACAUGAAAACAUUUUAAAGGCUUCAGUUUUACUUUUCACUUACGGGCUACUCCAAAAAAAAUAUAAGAAAACACCAAACAAAAAGUAAUACAACUUUGAGUUUUAUUCUAAUUUGCAUUAUCGAAAAGAAUAAUUUUGCUCUGCUUCGAUGCUAAUUUUGUGAUAUUUGUAUUCAAAUUUUCUUUGUUGUGUAGUUCUUUGGGGCGGGUUUCUCCUCAUAUGCGUUUUAUUUUCCAUUUACUAUUUGUAGCCUUUCUUACUGCUAUUUGUUGCUUAACGUGUUGUGUUCAAUUGAUAUCAAAAGAAUUAACUUUCGAAAGGAAAACUACAUUCUAACUGAGGGAAACAAAAACAGAUCGAGAAUGAGAACGAAACUACAAAAUACAAAAGUGAUUCAAGUUAAAAACUUAGAACUUAGGUACUCGUAUCACCCACAGCGAUGAACACGUGAACAUAACAAAUUGUAGUUGUUAACCUAGGCUUAAACAAAUAUAAAAAAGAACCGAUUGAGCGCACAUAAAUUUAAAUCAACACACAAAAUUGGCCAUCAGUUUUUAGGGUUUUCAAAUUCAUGUCUUGGGAGCUUAACCUCAUUACAUAAGUGAUAAGAAUUCAAAAUUAAAAUGUAGAACUUUAGAAAUACAUCGGGCAUGUGGAUACCCCAUAUAUAUACACUCACACACAAAGUACAAGCGAAAGCAAAAAUACAGAGUAUGUAUGCAAUAUGCAUAUAUCAUAUUUAAGUCAGGUGCUUAGGAUUUAGGUUGGCUUUGUGUAAAAAGUAUCGAGUAAAGCAAACAGAAUUCAAGGCGAAGCAGCAUUGAAAUAAGCACGACAGUUCCUCAGUGUUUAAUAUUGUAUAAUUAACAUAUUAAAUAUAUAUUAAAAACAAAAAAUGUAUACCUAAAUGUUACGGAUAUUGUAAAUGUGUGUGCUUUAUAUAAAUGUGCUUCAGAGAAAACAACUUUUAUAUACAUAACGAAACUAAGCAAACUACCUCAAAACACGAUGAAAAAGAAGUUCAAGUUUCAUAUUCGGUAGAGAAGCAGAAGAAUAACGAUUUGAAAAGUAAAUAUAAUUUAUAUAAAUAUAUAAAAACCAAGAGCCUGAUUCAUGUGUCCAUUUAAAGCAUAUAUAUCUAUAUUAAUAACAGUGCAUAAUAAUGUAUUUUCAAAUUCUUUAAAAUUAGGAAUGAUACGACAAAAAAAAAACAAAUUCAAAUUAGAUAGUUUUUCGGUCCCCCGAAUAGUUAACGCACUUGAUUUAGCUGCGGAGAACAGACAACGAAACUCAAGUACCAUUAACAAGUGCGUUUUCAGAACCAAAAAACGGAAAAGAAAUUAAAAUGACACAAAUUAUGAAUAAAAAAUUAUAAAAACAAAACAACUGUGUUGAAAAUUGAAAAUUUUGUAUGCAUAUGCAUUAAGCAAAAAUUAAAGGAAAGCUAAAACAUAAAUAUUAUGUCUAAAUAAACAGAUGUAUGUACAACAAUGGAAAAAUUGUCUAUAUAUUACAAUUACAAAAUACAUACCAAAUUGAUAACAUAUUGAUGAAAUAAAAUAAACAAUGCGAAAGCGGAAAAACGAAA